CCUCGUGCUGCUGAGUCCGCUGUGAAGAUUCCCAGGACGGAGAUGCUGCUGGACGUUAGGGCUUGUGACUCCGCUCUGUAGGAGCGCCUGCCUGACUCUUGGAACCCCUUCCCACUGGCUAGCAACGAUUCACUGUCUCUACCCCAGCCUCGCCAGUCGUGCCGGGCUCCGCUGAUGACCCCUCCUGUUCUCCGACUUUGAGAGGAGUGUCUCCCCACCAACCCAACCGCCCAGAUGCAGUUUCGCCUCUUCUCUUUUGCCCUGAUCAUCCUGAACUGCAUGGAUUACGGUCACUGCCAAGCCAACCGCUGGAGACGCAGUAAGCGAGCUAGCUACGUAUCAAAUCCAAUUUGCAAAGGUUGUUUGUCUUGUUCAAAGGAUAAUGGAUGCAGCAGGUGCCAACAAAAGUUAUUCUUCUUUCUUCGAAGAGAAGGGAUGAGGCAAUAUGGAGAGUGCUUACAUUCAUGCCCAUCAGGGUACUAUGGACAUAGAGCACCAGACAUGAACAGAUGUGCAAGAUGCAGAAUAGAAAACUGUGACUCUUGCUUUAGCAAAGACUUUUGUACAAAGUGCAAAGCGGGCUUUUACUUGCAUAGAGGCCGCUGCUUUCAUGAAUGUCCUGAUGGUUUUGCAUCAUUAGAUGAGACCAUGGAAUGCGUGGAAGGAUGUGAAGUGGGUCCCUGGAGUGAGUGGGGAACUUGUAGCAGAAACAACCGAACAUGUGGAUUUAAAUGGGGUCUGGAAACAAGAACACGACAAAUUGUUAAGAAGCCUGCAAAAGACACAAUACCAUGUCCAACCAUUGCUGAAUCUAGAAGGUGUAAAAUGGCCAUGAGGCAUUGUCCAGGAGGGAAGAGAACUCCAAAGACGAAGGACAAGAGGAACAAGAAGAAGAAAAGGAAGUUAAUAGAAAGAGCCCAGGAGCAGCACAGCGUCUUCCUUGCUACAGACAGAGCAAACCAGUAA
Molecule: messenger RNA, 966 nt
Organism: Trichosurus vulpecula (common brushtail)
Lineage: Eukaryota; Metazoa; Chordata; Mammalia; Diprotodontia; Phalangeridae
Gene: RSPO2
Product: R-spondin 2
Exons: 6
Coding region: 235-966 (243 amino acids)
Source: RefSeq, a predicted model, not a curated record